AUGAGUGUUUGUGUUCUUGAUUUGAUUGUAGGAACUACCCUGGGCUUGAUUUUGAGACGCGAUACACGUAGUUCUUCGGCGUUUUACUCUCUUUUAAAAGACUCCGAGCAGUUCGAAACUGAUCUUCAACAGAUUGAGAAUAGGUUAUCGGAACUAAUAACACCAGAUGAACGUUCGUCCUCCAGGGAUAUACUGGAAAGAAUAGGUCUGAAUGAUAUCGAGAGUUUUAUAACACAGGUAAAAGGGAAAACUGACGAAGUAAACGAUUAUCAGCCAGUGGUUGCCGCAAUUUUAAAACAAGCUUGUCAAGGAUUUGAUCUUAGUGUCUUAAGUGAUUAUCGUCAUGGCGGCGAAUCUGGUAAAGUCUAUAUCGAUGGACAUAUUGGCCGAACUGACGUCAUUAACGAACUCAGACCUCUGUUGGAGUCGUUAAAAGAAAUUCCAUACCCCAAAACAUUCUCUUUCGAAGUCAAGAGAAACUUGCAAACUGAUUACAAACAUGUUUUGGGUCAAAUGGCCGAAGCUACGGCGUUGUUUUAUGCUACCAGAGAUCGGCAACCAACGGAUAAUUAUACCCGACAUUAUACAUACUUUUCUAUUGCUAGCGACGUACGAAGCUGGCUUAUAUUGAUGUCAUAUGUAGAUAAUAAUGAUAUUCACGUCAUCAAUUCAGGCAUCAAAAAAUGGGAAGACUUGAACCAUUAUAUAAUUCAAAUUUUCAUAUACCUUGAGAAGCUAGAUUUGCGUGCCUCUGCUGAGGUUACAGAUAAUGUAUUUCAGGAUACAUUUCUGAUGCGUGUGGAAGCUAGUUAUGGCAGGCUUUACAAGGGCACUGUUCCUGUACAGAUUGGAACAAUUUUGGGUAGUGGUACCUGUUUUGAUGUCCUUGAAGGUAUUAUCAAAGAACAAAAGUAUGUAAUUAAGAUCGAAAAAUUAGCUGGAGCAGCAGAUCGUGAAAGUAACAUUCUCAGCAAAAUCUCUGGCACUGAUCAGAAUCUUCCAAAAAUUGUGGCUGUUGGAGUUGAUGUAGAGGGUGGGAAAAGAAUAUUAGUGGAAGAACCAUUGGGGAAAUCAUUGCGUACUCUAUCUUUACCAGUAGCUCCAACAAUGGUUUGUAAUGUUGCUGCAUCAAUUCUUCUGGCUCUCCAAACUCUUCAUCGCGCGGGAUAUAUUCAUGGUGACGUAUCUGAUUCGAAUAUAAUUGCAGUUGACACCCCACUUGGAUGGCAAACAGAUCAAUAUGUCUUAAUUGAUUUUUCAUCUGUGAGCAAUGCAGCAGAUAAAUUACCAUCAUAUUUACAUGUAAAUACCGAAUUUGUAUCACCAUUGAUACUUUAUUUUGGACGUUCAUAUGGUGAUGAUCUUGUCAGUCUCUCACUGGUUCUUAUGAAACUACUCAAAGGUUCACUCCCCUGGUCUCAGUCUUCAAAUGAAAUUAAUGGAGGUGUUCUUGCAGAGCGUAAAUUUGCACUUAUAGGCUUGUUUACAGCACACUACCAACCAAGUACUGUUGGUGGAAUUAUCUCAGAACAUGUGAAGGAUCAUUGUGCUGAAUGUUUAUUGUGUGAGUUUGCACAAUGGGCACGAUAUUAUGAAUGGGAGGUAGAGGGUCAGUUAGAUUACAGUAAAUGGAUACUGAAAUUCAAAGAAGCAG
Messenger RNA from Paraglomus occultum, 1654 nucleotides. The record is from the annotation of a GenBank genome assembly. Lineage: Eukaryota; Fungi; Glomeromycota; Glomeromycetes; Paraglomerales; Paraglomeraceae.